This is a messenger RNA of Pelodiscus sinensis (Chinese soft-shelled turtle), 7520 nucleotides long. Lineage: Eukaryota; Metazoa; Chordata; Testudines; Trionychidae. The record is from RefSeq and is a predicted model, not a curated record.
CUUGGACUAUGGAUGUGACUUUAUGACGUUUAAAUCCCUAAAGCUACGUGUUUUAUGUGCUUUUCAUUGUGGAGUCAUCCACUCCCUUAAUCAUCAGAAACCAUUCCGCCCCCAUUGAUUGGCUGUGUAUGUGGCUCCCUGUGGUUGGUGGCACCUGUUGUUUAUUUAAGAACAAGAGGGCAGUGGGUUGCAUCAAAGGAUGUUCUGUUCUUGUCCUCCACCCCCAAAGAAGGGAGCGCUACGUGCCUGACGUGAUGUCACAAGUCUGGAGCCAGUACUGCAAUCUGCAGCAGACAUGCCCGCAGCAGGGUGCAAACAAAUAUCUAUCUGCAGGAACUACAAGCAGGCAUGGCAUGCACGGGGUCACGAAGAAUGGUGCCUCUAGAGAAACCUGCUGAUACUUGUUUGUUUGACUCUUGCUGGUGAUCUUAGCGUGGCUGACACUAGCACUUCCCUCCUCUUGUCAGUGCAGCUUCUUGCUGGAACCUUGUGUCUCCUUAAGAGGCUGCGUGUGUGUUUCUCGGGAGCAGCCAUUGGCUGCGUGUCCUCUGAUUGUCAGUCUCAGCAGCGGGACUGUUGUUGGGGGAAGUUUCAAGUUACCAGGAUGGCAAGCCAAGCCCACAGAGGAGGAGGAGGUAGACAGACACAGACAGACAGAACUGUUGCAGCUACCACUGCUGAUUGGCUAGAGGCUUCAGCUGCUUCUCCGGAACAAAAGGUCAAAGAGUACUGCAGCAGCGUAUUGUAGCGAGAAGCAACCGAUCACGCAGCCUUACUGUUACUUGGAGAAGUUUGGCGAUUGUCCUUGAGCGCUAGCUUGCUGUGUUCUCCGUUGAGUUUUCCCUGGGUAGCCUAUUGCAAUUCAUCCUGCGUCCCUCUCUGACUAGAAGAUAGGAAUGCACGCUUGGUAGUGUGAGAAGACCUACACUGCAGAGAAAAACCCUGUUGUGGAAGAAACAGUUGUUUGUUACGAAUAGACACGUUUGUUUCACGAAUGGCUUGUGAAAUCAUGCCUCUGCAAAGUUCCCAAGAAGAUGAGCGGCCUAUGUCACCCUUCUAUUUAAGUGCCCAUGUAUCCCAAGUCAGCAGUAAUAUUCCUGCUACUGGAGACUAUUUAGAGAAGACGAUCCGCUCAGCCGUGGAACAGCAUAUCUUCGAUACUCAUGGCUCGGGUGGGCAGAGUUCAGAAGACUCUGAGUCAGGAACGUCGUCUGCCUCUUCUAAUGUGUCCUCCAAGCAGAGGAGGAGGCAUCACAAAGAGCAGGAUGAAGCUCAACGAAACAGAGACGUAGAGGUAAUUAACAAAGAAAACAUUCCUUCUGGAUUUGGAAACCGUGAAGAUUGUAUCCUGACUCCUCAGGAAGUAGAAAAAUUACAAGAAAACUACUCUGGGUAUAUUGGAGAAAGGAAUAAACCAAAACGGCAAAAAUCCAGCACCAAACUUUCUGAGCUUAACGACAACCAGGAUAGCCCUGUGAACAUGGAAAGCUUUAGCUCCACAAGGCCGAUAGCCACAACAGGACCUGAUGACAUGGAGGUUUUGUCUGAUGAAAGCAAAGAAAAUGAAAAUGACGAUGUGUUUUUCAGACACUCACAGCAGAUUUCGAGCAUGAAGAUUCAGGAGCACCCGAGCAUUCCUGAAACUAAAUUUCAGAGGAACCAAGAUGCUGAUGGUCAGGAAGAUAGCUUCGUCUCAGAAGUGCCUCGGCUGGACUUGACAGCAUUGUGCGAUGACAACAACUGGGAAGAGCCCGUCCCAGCUUUCUCAUCCUGGCAACGAGAUGGCCUAGACUCCGAUGAAGCUCACUUGUCCCCACAGGCUGGAUGUCUAAUUCGCCAGCUUCUGGACGAGGACAGUGAUCCAAUGCUGUCCCCUCGUUUCUAUGCCUAUGGGCAAAGCCAGCAGUAUCUGGAUGAUACAGAAGUGCCUCCUUCCCCUCCUAACUCUCAUUCAUUCAUGAGGAGGCGGAGUUCUUCUUUAGGAUCUUACGAAGAUGACCGAGAGAAUCUGACGCCUGCACAGCUGACCCGAAGGAUUCAGGGGCUUAAGAAAAAGAUAAGGAAGUUUGAGGACAAAUUUGAGGAGGAGAGGAAAUACAGACCUUCCCACAGUGACAAAGCAGCCAACCCAGAGGUGCUGAAAUGGACAAAUGAACUGGCAAAAUUCCGGAAGCAGCUUAAAGAGUCAAAACUAAAGAUAUCAGAAGAAGAUCUGGUUCCUGUGAUGCGCCAGCGGAGCAACACGCUCCCAAAGAGCUUUGGGUCUCAACUUGAGAAGGAAGAUGACAAGAAGCAGGAUCUGUCUGAUAAAGCUGCAAAACCCGCAGUUGAGGUGACCUUAGACUCCAUCCAGAAGAAGCUGCAAGAAAAACGAACAGAGACAAACCGGCCUGGGGACAUUAAGGACAUGACUAGAGAUCAGAUAGCAGCUGAGAAAGUAGCUCUUCAGAAAGCACUCUUGUAUUAUGAAAGCAUUCAUGGAAGACCGGUAACAAAAAAUGAGCGCCAGGUGAUGAAACCCUUGUAUGAUCGAUAUCGUUUGGUCAAACAGAUCCUCUCCAGGGCCAAUGCCAUCCCUGUUGUUGGUUCCCCCUCCAGCAAGCGGAGAAGCCCUUUGCUGCAGCCAAUUAUCGAGGGCGAAACUGCUUCCUUCUUCAAGGAGAUAAAGGAAGAAGAGGAGGGUUCUGAUGAGGACAGCAGUGUGAAACCAGACUUCACAGUUACCGUGAAGCCAGAUUUCAGUGUGCGGAGUUUCUUGGAUCAACUAGAAGAUGAGGCUGAUGGCUUCAUUUCUCCCGUGGAUGAUAAGAUGCCUUCAAAGAGUAGCCAGGACAUGGGGCUUUCUAACCUUCAUGCUGCUUCUAUGCCAGAACUCUUAGAACAGCUCCAGGAAGUCAGGGAAGAGAAAAAACAGAUCAGAAAAAAAUUGAGAGAGUUUGAAGACAAUUUUUUCCGACAAAAUGGAAGAAACGUCCAGAAAGAAGAUCGCACUCCCAUGGCUGAGGAAUACAAUGAAUACAAGCAGAUUAAGGCAAAGCUGAGGCUGCUGGAAGUCCUGAUCAGUAAAAGAGAUAUUAGUUCCAAGAUUAUGUAAUGGAGGUGAUUGACUUCACAGAGAGGCUAAGAAGAGACCGAGACAACCAAAUGAAUGCAUGAAGAAUGCAGCACGAGCCCUACAAUGAGGGGCUUAGCAGCUCCCCGAGAACUGAAAGUCCAAUUUUAGAGGUGGGAGGGUGCGGAAGGUUAGUUUAUAUCACUCUCUGCCCUUGGCGUUGUCCAUUGACCACCAGGCCAGUCACCUAGACUGGAGUUGCCAGCAAGAGAGAAGUAGUGCGAGGCUCAGAGGCUGCCCUGAAGGUGCCCUUUGAUUUGCUUGCCAAUCCCGCCAUGUUUAGAGGAGCAGAGUCGGAUUGUCUUUUCCCAGAGAAUAUAGUGAGAGGCUGGCUUGUAUGAAUAGCCGUGAAGAACAUUCCCCCUCAUUCUCAACGGAGUGCCUUGUCCUGCAAAGCAUGUCGGGAAGCACCGAGGCUGUUCUCUCCAUGCGACAGCGAGCUCAGGCUCUCGGAUUACCUGUGGGUUUGGUGGUUUGGAAUUGGUCUUUUCAGUUACCACAUGGUGUGUUAGAGGCUGGCUGUUAAUCAGAGCCCUGCCCGCUAUGUUGGCCUUCAGUGGGACUCUUCCCCGUGUUUGAUUUUCUUACCAAGGUGUUUUCUAGCUGUCACUUUGCUUGGGUAGAUGGUAGUUGCCUCUGACCAGACACACACUAUUAAAGGAAGUUCAGCAUUACAGUUAGGUGCAUCUUAGCUGGUACUUUGAAUUGUGACACUAGUACUGUGAUUGGGCAUUUGGAUCAGAUUAGAAGUGCUGAUGGCAGCACUCUCAACUUUAUUAGGUUUUAGUAGCUGAGAUGUUCAGGUUUCUAAUAAACAGAUUGAAUAUCUGCCCAUGUCAACAUAGACAUACUCCUGAUCUUUCAAGGUCUAAUAUUGACAUGAAAUAAUGAGCUGGACAGUCCAUAUUGCAUGGCCCAUAAGCUUUGUUCUUUUGUGCACUGAAAUGGUAAAACCAAAUUAGGGAUGUUAAACUGCAUGUAAUCAGCUAAUCGAGUAGUUGAUAGAAUUUCCAUGGACUACUCAAUUGGUUGAUAAGGGGGGAAACUGCAGAGCCACAGCAGGGUUAGCGCCUGGCCCGAGGAGCUAACCCUACUGCAGCUCUGCCUUUUAAAUGUAUUAAGAGCUGCCAGGCUCUUAAUACAUUUAAAAAGCAGGGGGGCUGGAGGCGUGAGAGCUGGGCGCGAACUGGAACAGCUGAUUCCCGGCUCACUCCUGGUCCCUCUCCAGCUGCACCUUUGCUUUUUAAAUGCAUUAAGACCCUGACAGCUUUUAAUACAUGUUAAAAAGCAGAGGUGCAGCGUCUGGGACUGGGCAUGAACCUAGAAUCAGCCGAUUCCCAGCUUGCGCCCAGUCCCCUGCAUCCCCUCCCCUCCCCGACAGCUGGGUUCCCCCCAGCACUUUUAAGCCAGCUCCCACCAGCUCCUGCUCCCCGCCCUUGCUGCCCCUCUCUCAUAGAGGCAGCAUGGGGAAGGGUCGGGGGGAAGACUAGUCAAGCAUAAGGUAGUUGAGCAGUGACUGAUCAGCUAGUCACUUACGUCCCUAGACCAAAUGGACUGCAGCACCAAGUGUGAAUUGUAGUGAUGGGGAUAUAGAACACAGUGAACUCGUGGUCUUUUCUUCCUGAUCAUAGCUGUACAUAUUAAUAUAUUGGAGUAGAGAGGAUGCUUCAGGAAAUCAAAAACUUUGAGACAGAUUCUGCCCUUGGAAGUGUGUGAGUCUCAGUCCAGAAGUGGAACGUGUAACACUCAAAUCAACGUGAACAAUGUUCAGAAAGGAAAACGUGAAUGAAUUAUAGACAGGGAUGCUUAUAUUAGACAUUUGCUAUUCUGAGGGGAAAUGAGCUCAAAAACGGGCAAAGUUCUUAUUUCUGUUGUGCUGAGCCAUUGGGCUCCUUUAUUCCUUGGAUCACCCUCAAGCCUGAAUGUGCAGCUUCACACAGCCCAGGGAGAGGCCCUUAGUUGGAACUAGUGCAGACUCCUUGGGUGGAUUCAUCCCUGCUGCGUACUAGUGGAGCCAACCAGUGUACUUCCUCCGGCACGCUGAUCCCAUUGGAGCCAGUGGAUAUUGAGUGCAGGGAUUGCACUUGACCAUGUGUGGGUCAGAAGGCCUGGGAAGCCUGCCUGUACAGAGAGCUCAGUGUGGAGCCAGCCCCAUGCCUACACACAAGGACAGUCUGGCUCCAAGAUACUUGACAGUUCAUAUUCCUCAAGCACAUUUUCCCCGCAUUGCUGUAGUUUUCCGUCCAAUGGUUUCAUGUCCAUGUGCAGAAUGACUUGUGUUUUAUGCGCCAAUAUGGAGGUGAUGUAUCACAUGGCAAACGUCUUUCUGCAGAUGGACAGUGUGUGGCAGGGGAAGGGCUGAGGGGUUAUGUUGUGGGAGGGGGCUCAGGCCUGGGGGUUUGGGGUGCAGAGUGAGGGCUCUGGGGUGAGGCUGAGGGAGAAGGGAUUUGGGUACAGGCUUUCCUGGGGGAGAGAGGACUCCCUCGCCCAGCCUUCUCCCCACUGCAGCUUGGGACAAUGUGAGAGGCCUCUCCACAGGUGUUGUAGCUCCAGGCAUGGCCAGGCUGGAUGGGGGCCAACAAAGGGGCACCAGUCCCCAACCUCAGCAGCUCUGGGGCAGCUUCCUGUUAAGCCCUGGGAGAGAGGCACCUCAGCCUGUGAGCCCCAGUGCGGAGCUGCAGCAGCCAAGGGAGAGAUAAAACCGGUUAAGUGCUGUCUUUUUUCUUUUGCUAGUCAUCAGAUUCAUUGCACUUAGGGAGAUUUUCCAGGUUGUUCUUCAUCAAUCACAUAAUUAUCUUCUCCACCCAGAGCAAUAACGACGUAGGAGAGAUAGAAGCCUGUUGUUUGCAAAGGUGGCCUUUAGUUUUUGGGUGCUCAGCCGUGGGCCUGAGUUUUCAGGCUUCCAUUGUUCUGGGAGUUUUAGGCACUCAGCAUCUCUGAGAACCAGGCCCCAGAUGUGUCUCUAUGUAGGCACACAAAUGUAGAGGCUACUUUUGAAAAUGGGGGACCAACUGGCUGACCACAGGAUGUCUAAGGGCUCCAGCAAAUGACAGUGGUGCCAUUGUGCUUCACACCAGCCAUCUGCUAGUUGAGAGGGCACGUGGGACGGUUGGGUGUGUCGGGCAUAACUCUUUAACAUGGCAGUAGUGUUUAGUAGCAGAAAUGAUAGGGCUAAAAAUGGCUGCUGGAUUCCUGAAAAAUCAGUUCUGCUGGUUGCCUUUGUACUGGAGGCUUCAGUUAAGUGAAGUGCUGAAAUUUUAGUCCUGCAUCUAAUCCUGUUGAAAUAAGUACAUGCUUGGGAUUCAAGCUUGUGGCUAUUGUUUCUGUGAGUAGAGAUGGACUUAAGCACAAACAUUUUGCUGAAUCAGGGCCUUAUUUCCUUAAUACCUAAAUUACUGUGCUCUUGAUUAGUCACCAGUGUCCAGAAGCCUUUAUGCAAAACUCCUGAAAUCACAAAGAAUACAUUUUGUUGUUUAAAAGCCUACUUUAAUUGUGUACUGAUAAUGAACUGUUUUGUUGCCUCUGACAAUUCUUGACCAAUAGCAAAGGAUUUUGUUUUUAAAUUGCUAAGACUAAGGUUUUCUGACUGCCUCGCUACUGCUGUUUACACAUGGCAUUGGUAUGAUUUCAAUUGCCUUUAUAUAAAUUGUAAGUAUGAUGGUGCACUUUAUAGAGAUUAUAUUUUUAAAGUUUGAAAGUUAAUAAAACCUCUAUAGUCAAAAUAGUACUCUAAAUAGCCUUGUCUAGGUCUCUGUUGUUAAAAAUAGGGUUCCCAUAUUUGAACCUUCAAAAAAGAGGACACACGCCGGUCAGCAACACCUCUAACCCCUUCUGCGGCCUGUUGCAUGGGUGCCCUGUAAGCCUGAGUUUUAGGAAUCAGAGGUCAGGAGCAAACCCAGCUCACAGGCCAGGGACUCGGGUCACAGUGUGCAAUGCAUUGUGGGUAUGCCAAUUAGCACCCUGGGGAAUGCCUGAGCAUGUGGAAGAGCCGGGAUCUCCCGGCUGCAGCCCCUAGAAUGCAGCUCGGGGGCUCGGCUGGGUUCUGUGCUUCCCUCGGGCGGGGCAGGCGGGCUGCUCCGAGGUUCUAUAUAAACAGAUCUAAAUUUGUUUGGAAAAGAAUGAGCAGGGCAAAACCCGGAUAUUUUUAGAUAUUUAAAAAACCCUGCCAGACGGAGAUUUAAGGACCAAAAAGGAGGACAUGUCCGGGGAAAAAAAUGAAUGUAUGGCAACCCUAUUAAAAAGCUGUUCGUUAAACAAAACCACAAAAUGAAUAUCCCCUGUUCCAGCUUAAUUCCAUGAAGUCUCUGUACCCCUGCAAACUGAUUGAAAAGAAUUUUAAUAAAAUGUACUGCGAUUCAGAAAUUAUCCAGGUACUGAUAAACCCCUGCUAUCUUUCCCCCCCCCCCCC